Drosophila navojoa is the source of this 2465-nucleotide messenger RNA. It is a transcript of the gene TrpRS-m, whose product is annotated as Tryptophanyl-tRNA synthetase, mitochondrial. The record is from RefSeq and is a predicted model, not a curated record. NCBI's taxonomy places the organism in Eukaryota, Metazoa, Arthropoda, Insecta, Diptera, Drosophilidae. Gene Ontology annotation, molecular function: tryptophan-tRNA ligase activity; ATP binding. Gene Ontology annotation, biological process: mitochondrial tryptophanyl-tRNA aminoacylation. Gene Ontology annotation, cellular component: mitochondrion; mitochondrial matrix.
GAGUUGUCAAAAUUAGGUUACAGAUUCCUUUUAUACAUUGCCAAAUAAUUCGUUUUCCAAUUUUCUAUAGUUUAAUCAAACGAACUCAAAAGAACAAAAUUAAUAACAGUUGCAAUGUUUCGCGUUUGUAAAUUAUGCGUACCUCGCACCAUGCAUGUCUCGAAACUGAAGCGUCGAAUGUCUCUCGCCAAAAGGUUAUUAAAUGCCAGUCAAGUGAAUUCAUGGGAGAAUACAACCAGAGAACGUAUGUCCGCAACCCAACAAGCACAAUUCAAUUUAUCUGGCAAGCAAAAAAAGACGCAAUCCAACGAUCAGGAAACAACCCAGACAACGACCAGUUCCCAUCGCUGGCCAAGGAAAAUCUUUAGUGGCAUUCAGCCAACAGGAGCAAUGCAUUUGGGCAACUAUUUGGGCGCAGUGAGGAAGUGGACGGAAUUGCAGAAGAAACGCGAAAAUAUUACCAUUAGCAUUGUGGACAUGCACUCAAUAACAAUGCCGCAUAAUCCACCAACAUUGCGUGAAAAUAUUUUCACGAUGGCUGCCACGCUGCUCGCCUGCGGCAUCGAUCCCUCCCACACAACAUUGUUCGUCCAGUCGUCGGUAAUGGAGCACAGCGAAUUAAAUUGGAUACUGAAUUCCUUGACCACGAUGCCGCGAUUAGCUCAGCUGCCCCAAUUCAAGGAGAAAUCGCGAACCGUACGCGAUGUACCCCUGGGCUUGUUUGUCUAUCCGGUACUCCAGGCGGCCGACAUUAUGCUAUAUAAAGCCACUCAUGUGCCGGUUGGAUCGGAUCAAUUGCAACAUAUUCAAUUGGCACAGCACCUGGCGCGCGCUUUCAAUGCACGGUAUGGCGACAUGUUUCCGGUAUGCAAUGCCGUUAUAGAGGAAAACGAUGGCUCACGGAUACUUUCCUUGCGAGAGCCGUCGAAGAAGAUGUCCAAAUCGGAUCAAAAUCCGAAAGGCACCAUCAAUUUGAACGACUCACCCGAGCAAAUUAUCGAGAAGAUUAAAAAGGCCCUCACAGAUUUCACCUCGGACAUCUCGUACGAUCCGGGCAUGCGGCCAGGUGUUAGCAAUCUUGUGAACAUCCAUGCCCAAGUCACAGGCCAGAGCAUUGACACCGUGGUGGAGGAGGCCAAACAGUUGGACACAGCGCAGUAUAAGGAGCGUGUUUCGGAAGCAGUCAUUGAACAUCUGCGCCCCAUUCGAGAAAUGAUACAUAAGCAUUUGAAUAAUCGCAAUGAACUCAUUUAUGUGCUGGAAAUGGGCUCGGAGAAGGCACGUAAAAUGGCGCAGGCAACCAUGGCGGAAGUGCGGCAGCGUCUGGGAUUGGGCACCUCGGGCGUAAGUCCGGCCAGUGUAUUGGUGGCGCCACCACUGCCGGAUCACUCAAGAAUAACGGCCAGUCAGCGUCUGGUUAAGGGCGUCCUUCGUCCGGAUAGCCAGCGAUCCGAGACGGGCUAUAGUAGUGGAUCCACUGUAGUGGGUGGAGAUGCUGGCGAUGCGAUCACCGGAGAAAUGGGUGGCAAACAGGGACUGCGGAAAUCUCGCCAUACGGUUGUGCCCAUCCAGACGAUGCGUGUGGAGAAAUCCUUCAAUCGUUCGCCGUCGCGGCACACCUUUAAGCUGGACAAUUACAAUAUGCCAAAAAUUGGGUUUCGCGAUGCCAAUGUAAGCCUUAACUCCGCCAUUCCUGCUCGGGCCGAUCAGCGUGGUGGUCGUCGCAAUACUUUUGGCUUUGUGGCGCCCAACGCUUUGGGCUCUGUCAAUAACAUGUCCGCCCUGAAGUAUGGCAAUUCGAAUCCCAGUGCCUUGGCUUCGGUGACGAGUCAGGUGAAUGCGGUGUUCAAGCAGCAGGAGACGAUCAGUAGUCUGGCCAACAGUGCGUUCUAUAAAGCAGCGUCCACCUCCUUCAACAGCGUAAAUCCGAAUGUCGUCAAUGUGGCAGCCAAGACCCUCAAUAAUCGCAACAAUCCAACGACGGCAGCUGCGUGCAGUUCGCCUCCUGCAAGCAUUGCAAGCAGCAGCAGCAGUAGCAGUAGCAGCAGCAGCAGCAGCAGCAGCAGUGACACUAGCAAUGCCACGAGCAAGUCCAACACUAAGGCUGAGACCAAUACGAAUAGCACGGGUGGUGCAAGCCCUGCGACGAAGACCACGAGUGCUUCCACUGAGGAAGAGGUUGAAUCAAAUGUCGAAGAACAUGAAGAGGAAGAAGAUGAUACAGCAACAACAGAGACUUUGGUGGAGAAAAUUAAUUAGAGUAGAGGGGUGUAUAAUUGCAAUUGUUUUUAGUAUAGUCUGAUAAUCCAAAAAUCGCUUGUAAUACAUUGUGAUCUAUUUAUGGAAAAUGAUUUACAUAUCUGAUUUUGGAACAGCGCGCCUCGAAAUGGGUAGCAUUGCUCAUGUUAUUAUGAAUGUUAAUAAACAGUGCUAUCGGCAGUGCCGAUAGUCAUGGUAUUUCGGUA